AUGGCAUCAGAGCUCGAAGCCCCAGCCAAAGAGGUCCCGCCCGCAGCCGACCCAAACGCUCCAGCUCCCGCGCCGUCGAAGCAGUCCGUCGACCCCUGGAAUGUGUCGGGUGAAGUUGGUGAAGAUGGAAAGGUGAAGGCGAUCGACUACAAAAAGCUCGUGGAGGAGUUUGGUACCAAGUUAAUCGACAAUGAGAUGCUGGAACGAUUCGAGCGAGUGACUGGCCACAAACCGCAUCGAUUCAUGCGACGGCAGAUCGUCUUCAGCGAACGAGAUCUCGGCAUCAUACUAGAUCGAUACGAGAAGGGCGAACCCUUCUUCCUGUAUACUGGACGUGGUCCCAGCAGUGACAGUAUGCACAUCGGACACACCCAGAUCUUCGACUUUUGCAAGUGGUUACAAGACGUCUUUGACGUACCCCUAGUCAUCAUGCUUACAGACGAUGAGAAGUUCCUCUUCUCCGAAAAGAGAACCGUCGAAGAAGUAAUAGGUUAUUCGCGAACGAAUUGUCAGGAUAUCAUUGCUAUAGGCUUCGAUCCUAAUAAGACAUUCAUCUUCUCCGACUAUGAGUUCAUGGGUGGAGCGUUCUACCGAAAUGUCACUCGAUUCGCGAAACUCGUCACAUACAACACUGCAAAGGCUACUUUUGGCUUCGACGAAAGCUCAAAUAUUGGCAAGAUUCACUUCACCAGCAUACAGGGUGCCACCGCAUUUGCAACUACAUUCCCGCACAUCUUUGGUGAAGAUGAGAAGAAGACGGCCGCUAUCCCGUGCCUAAUCCCCUGUGCCAUUGAUCAAGAUCCUUACUUCCGCUUGACACGAGACUGCGCUGCUAAGCUGCGAUAUGCUAAACCCUCCUUAAUUCACUCCCGCUUCCUCGACGCACUCCAAGGUCCUGGUUCCAAGAUGUCUGCCAGUAUUGAUUCUUCCGCCAUUUUCAUGAAAGAUACCCCCAAACAGAUUAAAGAUAAGGUCAACAAGUACGCCUUCUCUGGCGGCCAAGUAAGCGCAGAGGAGCAAAGAGAGAAGGGUGGAAAUCCCGACGUAGAUGUCUCAUACCAAUACUUACAGUUCUUUAUGGAAGACGAUGAGGAAUUGGCGAAAAUCGGACAAGACUACCGGGAAGGUAAAUUGCUCACUGGAGAACUCAAGGCAAUAUGCAUAAAGUACCUCCAGGAGUACGUCGCGGCGUUCCAGGAGAGGAGAGCAAAGGCAACGGAAGAGACAGUCAAGCUGUACAUGUCGGCGCGACCAUUGAAGUGGGGAGGAAACUCUAAGGUGCAGAGAAUUGUUCCUGUAGUAGAAGCGUCAUCGACCAAGCCUGAGGGUGAAGGUGGGGAUGGCAAGUUGACCAAGAACCAGCUGAAGAAGAUAGAAAAGGAAAAACAGAUAGCUGCUAAGAAAGCCGCCAAGGCCGCAGAGAAGGAGGCAGCUAAGACAGCUUCGUGA
Molecule: messenger RNA, 1449 nt
Organism: Hypoxylon trugodes
Lineage: Eukaryota; Fungi; Ascomycota; Sordariomycetes; Xylariales; Hypoxylaceae
Product: tryptophanyl-tRNA synthetase
Exons: 7
Coding region: 1-1449 (482 amino acids)
Biological process (GO): tryptophanyl-tRNA aminoacylation
Cellular component (GO): cytoplasm
Molecular function (GO): tryptophan-tRNA ligase activity; ATP binding
Source: RefSeq, a predicted model, not a curated record